GUGUUAUCUUUUAAUCGCAAUACGCAAGUGACGAUUCGUAUAAACAACGGACGCUCGGGUAUUCGACGCAUGUGAUUCUCUCUUGUGAAAUUCUUACACCAGUUCAAUAUUAUACUCGACAAUAUCCGUGCAACGAUUUUUACAAGUCCAAGCGCUUUGUCCGUUUUUCGUCCGACCGAGUCGUAUAUUGAUUGGCCCCGAUGGCGGACCCGGUACCGGCCAUGUUCGGAUUGUUGGUCAGCGGAAGACUGGUGAGGACUGACUUUGAACGCCUCGAAGAAACAAAAUUCAUGAUAACUAUCAAUUCAGCUGAAUCUGUGAAUUACAUUUGUGUGUUUUUGACUGGCCUCUUACCAUUCCCUGAGGGGACGGUUGGUGCAGUUUACUUCAGCUGGCCAGACGAACAGGCAAAACCAAAUUGGCAACUUUUAGGCAUUCUAUCCAACAACAAACCAUCUGCCAUUUUUAAACUUUCAAAUCUUAAACAGCAAUUUGACUCAUCGUGCCUUCCAAUAAAUGCAUUUAGUCAGUUUCCAUCAAUUACUGUUAAUGCUCAAAUUGGAAUUUCUAUUGAACCUGCCAUGAAUGCAGAAUUACAAGCACCUAUUACUGAAUCUUCACAAAAUGUUUCAACAUUUGUAGAGUUCACACAAAAAAUGGUACAAAAUUUAUAUAACUAUGUAUCUAGCUAUGCUGUUGAAAGGGGACCCACCCAAACUCCAAUGGUACCACUUUUAUCUGUUCAAAAAUGGUAUGAAAAUUUUGAGAGGAAGUUAAACUUAAAUCCAAAUUUUUGGAAGUCCUAAUAUUUGAUUAAAUAUUUUUUUUUUU
Molecule: messenger RNA, 831 nt
Organism: Sipha flava (yellow sugarcane aphid)
Lineage: Eukaryota; Metazoa; Arthropoda; Insecta; Hemiptera; Aphididae
Product: protein OPI10 homolog
Exons: 3
Coding region: 201-806 (201 amino acids)
Biological process (GO): protein import into nucleus
Cellular component (GO): nucleus; cytosol
Molecular function (GO): Hsp70 protein binding; nuclear import signal receptor activity
Source: RefSeq, a predicted model, not a curated record